GCUCAUCAAGAAGAUGAUGAUGAACACCUACACAGUGGAAGACUCGUCCUCCGCAGAGUGCUCCUCUACGGACGAGGACGACACGAUGCAUGAGAUCAGCAGCAUUGAGGACGAGGUGUGGGACUCUCCACCGACCCCCAGUUUGGCCAGGAACAUCGACGAAGAGGAAAGAAGAGGACAGCUGGCCCCAGAUUGGUUCUCCUCGGUCCAUCUGGGAGAGGGGAGAGCAACAAAGAUCGGGGACAUCAUCCGGUGCGUAGAGUAUGCCAGCGAGGUGGAGGAGAGGUUCCCCAAACUCCUGGUGGGCCUGGUCAACAAGAUCCUCACCGGCCUGCAGAACACCACCGAGGGAGUCGGGAAUCGAGACAGCCAAGACCUGCCUCCUCAGGAGACCGCGCAGAUUGUCCGGACCCUGCUGGAGAGGGUGGCACAGGUGACCCCGGAGAAGACCUGCUGGGAAUCCCUGUGCUCUCCGCAGAGCUGCCUCCAGGGUGUGGCCCUCUUGGUGAGGGCUCUCCUCCAGACACGGUCCUCCACAGUGGCCAGGCUGAAGGCAUACCUGGCUUCCCUCUUCAGCCUGGACAAAGAUCCAGAAGAGCAUUCCCUCACAGAGGUGGCCUUCUUUGUGGAGCUGCUCCUGAAAGACCAAGACUUUGCUGCCUUAGAGAAGACCUGGACGCUCCUGGUAGCGUGGCUAGUCCACCCCAGCCAGAACAUCCGCUACCUGAGCAAAAGGGGACUUCUCCAAAUUUAUGGCACCCUGAAGGCGGCCAAGAAACCCCAGGAUUUUAGUGCCGGGAUCCUGGGAGGGCUCAGGACCUCCAGUCUGAAAGCCACUUUGGGGGUCCUGGCCUUCAUGGAGCAGCUGAGGCACUGUCCAUCAGAACACCAGGCCACGGUGAAUGCUGUCCUGGCUGCCCUGUGCCGCCCUCUCUUCCACCACGAGGAAGCUAAGAUCCGAAGGGCAGCCAUGAAGACCCAUCUGGAUCUCCUGCAGCACCACCACCACCAUCAUGAGGGUACAGAGGAGAACAUCACGACCCUCAUCGCGGUGCUGAUGCAUGUGGAGGAUGAGGACCUGGAGGUAGCACAGGCUGCGAAGGACAAUCUGAGCCUCCUGGCGGAAGCCCUCCUAUGGCACCUGGAGGGCAGGCUGCUGGCGCGGGACUCUUACAGCCUGCAGGAGCUGCUCCACAAGAUCGCCAAGCGUCUGAUUCGGCAGCUCGGCACAGAGGACGCCGUGGAGAUGGAGGCCACCAAGAUCCUGGGCUUCUUCCGCAGCGAGCAGCCUUCAGUGAGGAGAACGGCUGCCCUGCUGAUCGGUCACCUGGUCCACAAAAAGGGCAGCAUCCUCACUGAAGGGAACAUAGAGACCUUCCAUGCUGCGCUGGAGAGCUUGCUUGGCGACCAUGACCCCGAGGUCGGGAGAGUUGCCUGCAAGACAGAGAAGAUUGUGAAGAAGGCCUUUUCCCUCCACUCCCGGCACGGGCUGCGGGCUGCCGUUCGGCGCUUGUGGGCGGGCUGUAAGAAGAAGAGACACCCGCCAGAGUACGGUGAUCUCUCCACCUGACCGACUGGAACAACAGCCCCGUGCUCUCCCCUUGAAGAUCAGCAGCUGAAGGGAGGUUCAGGAAAGACCGUGCAGCGCAGGGGCCUCCCAGAAGACCUCCUCCAACCGCGUGGACACAAGAUCUGUCCACAAGAAGACAUCCAGCAGGGAAGUGCAGUUCUGUCUGAGGAGUGAGGGGGAAGCAGGCUCCACUCCCCUGGCCCAAGGAAGCCCCGCCUCUGGGGUGCAGAAGCUCCUCCCCUAGCUUCUGCUGGCAGGCUGUGGGAGGAGGCUACAGCACCACCCUGCCCCCAAGUGGCCCUUUGGAACCAUUCUUGGGCUUCCCUUGGGUCCGGGGAGGCUGUGUGGCCCCAGCAGGAGGGCAAGGUCACCGCCUCCCUCCAUUCCCACCAGCUGGCCAGGGAGCGCCCCCUCCUCCUUCCGCCUUUCUCCCCUUCCCCAGCGGCCUGGCUUCCCCUGGCAGGGGAAGCACCAUCCAGGCAUCCGCCCCCUCCCCUGCCGAGGGUGUGCUCCUCCCCCCCUCCACUCCCGCAGC
Messenger RNA from Hemicordylus capensis (graceful crag lizard), 2105 nucleotides. RefSeq lists its product as uncharacterized. The transcript has 14 exons. Gene Ontology annotation, cellular component: cytoplasm. Lineage: Eukaryota; Metazoa; Chordata; Lepidosauria; Squamata; Cordylidae. The record is from RefSeq and is a predicted model, not a curated record. The coding region runs from base 14 to 1570 and encodes 518 amino acids.